Messenger RNA from Oppia nitens, 485 nucleotides. Its product is annotated as MICOS complex subunit Mic10-like. Bases 137 to 376 code for a protein of 79 amino acids. The transcript has 2 exons. The record is from RefSeq and is a predicted model, not a curated record. NCBI's taxonomy places the organism in Eukaryota, Metazoa, Arthropoda, Arachnida, Sarcoptiformes, Oppiidae. Gene Ontology annotation, cellular component: mitochondrial inner membrane; MICOS complex; mitochondrion.
CAAUGCAAUAAUAAUAAUAAUAAUAAUAAUUUUUAACAACAAUCGGGUAAUUGAAUUGUCCAGUGAUUUUGAACUAUAGUUUUUUUUAAUAAUUCCCGAAAUUUGUUUGUCCACACACACGGGAUAUCGGCAAGUCAUGAGUGUCCACACAACUACAGCGGCGGUAAUCAAGUCCGAGGACCAGUUGGGCCGGUGUUGGGAUAAAUUUGCGGCCAAUUCGGCCCUCAAAAUGGGCACUGGUCUGGCGGUCGGCACUGUAUUUUCGGUGCUAAUAUUUAGGCGACGCGUUUGGCCAAUGGUUUUCGGUUUGGGUACCGGUUUCGGGUUUGCCGUCAAUCAAUUGCAAACGGAUUUGAAUCAAUGGUCAAACAAAUAAUGUUUUAUUUUUUUUUAAAUAGUAAUAUCAUAUAUAAGUAGUAGUAGUAGUAGUAGUAAUCAAUCAAUUGUUUAAUUAUUAUUAAUAAUAAUAAUUUAUUAUUUUUUUG